This is a messenger RNA of Gymnogyps californianus (California condor), 1022 nucleotides long. RefSeq names its product endoplasmic reticulum-Golgi intermediate compartment protein 3-like. Gene Ontology annotation, biological process: endoplasmic reticulum to Golgi vesicle-mediated transport; retrograde vesicle-mediated transport, Golgi to endoplasmic reticulum. The coding region runs from base 22 to 507 and encodes 161 amino acids. The transcript has 5 exons. The record is from RefSeq and is a predicted model, not a curated record. Gene Ontology annotation, cellular component: Golgi membrane; COPII-coated ER to Golgi transport vesicle; endoplasmic reticulum. NCBI's taxonomy places the organism in Eukaryota, Metazoa, Chordata, Aves, Accipitriformes, Cathartidae.
GGUUCCGGGCCGCGCGGCGCCAUGGCCUCGCUGUGGCGGCUGAAGCGGUUCGAUGCCUUCCCCAAGCCCCUGGAAGACUUUCGGGUCAAGACGUGCGGGGGCGCGCUGGAGCUGGGGAAAGAAGAAGUGUUUGAUCCAAACUCUUUGGAUGCUGAUGGCUGCGAGAGCUGUUGUGGGGCGGAGUCAGAGGACGUUUGGUGUUGUAAUAGUUGUGGCGAUGCCAGAGAAGCAUACAGGCGGCGAGGCUGGGCCUUCAAGAACCCGGAUAGCAUAGAGCAGCGCAAGAGGGAAGGGUUUAGCCAGAAAAUGCAAGAGCAGAAGAAGGAGGGCUGCCAAGUGUAUGGUUUCCUGGAGGUCAGCAAGGUGGUAAGGACUGACCAGUUUUCAGUCACACGACAUGAGAAGAGAGCCGACGGGCUACUGGGAGACCAGGGUCUGCCUGGUGUCUUUGUGCUAUGGGAACUUUCGCCCGCGAUGGUGAAGCUGGCAGAGAAACACAGGCACUGAAGAUGUCAAGAAGAUGUUGGAAGAGUGACGGCGGAUUGGAUGAGGGCCCGGGAGGAGCUGGAGUUGAAGGAGAGUGAAUGGCGCAAUGAACGUGAAGCAAUUCCUAAAGGAGUUUUGUGCCUUAUGGAACCUGCUGCGUACAUUGGAAUUCCACCACCAAGGUCUGUCAGCAUAAAGCCAAUCCAGAUAAAAAGCGGGACCCUAAUCUGCUGAGCAUCUAGAGCAGGCUAGAUGUUGAAACUCAGGCAGCCAGCUCCGGCAGGGGAAUGCGCAGUGCUGAAUCGGAAGCCAGCGGUGCCCACGGAAAGCCGGGCGUCAAGGGGACUUCACGGCAAACAAUAUGCGUAGGCGAGGGAACACCACCAGUGGAGAGAGGGACAGAGCUGACCUUCUCUCUGAAAUAAUGAGGGCACCUUUGUGAAACGGGGCUUGGAAGCCUGAAAAACCCUCCCACGCUCUGGCAGGUAACCCAGAGGUAGGAGUGGGAGAAGUGGCCGUCUGCUGCUGAGAGAAGU